UCCAUGCGCCGCGUCUCAAUCCACCAAGCAUGGCGGAUACCAAUAUAGAGACGUAUUUCAUGUCCCUUGAAUUUUGGUUUGCUGCUUCGGGCAUAGGCGCAUUGCACGAUACGCGAAAAUACAACAUUGUGAUGGCACAGGUCCCGCCGAAUAAACUCACCGAGCUAAGGGCAAUCAUCGACGGCACACCAGCGGUUGAAAAAUAUGCGUACAUCAAAGCGAAGCUGAUCGGUUAUUUUGCCGAUAGUCAGCAGAGGCGCUUGCAGCGCGUCUUGUCCGAUAUGCCGCUUGGUGACAGAAAACCGAGCCAGCUUCUUAACGAAAUGAAGCGCGUCGCUGGCAACUCCCUUAGUGAACCUGUGCUGAUCGAUUUGUGGGCAUCAAGGCUGCCACCACAUGCGCAAGCUGCAGUGAUCGCUUCUAGUGGUGACGCCGCGGAUAAAACCACCAUCGCUGACGCCAUUGUUGAGUCAAUGAGCCUUAGAAGCAUUAACGCCGUUGAACGUAGCAACCCAGCGAUGGCGUCUGGCCACGUGUCUGAUGCCGCAAUGUCAACGACCGCAAAUCCAGCCAGUGAUCCUAUAUCGGACCUUCGGAAAGAGAUUGCCGAAUUAUCAAGGCGGCUCGAAAACGUGCUUCCUAACAAAAGUCGAGGACGAUCGGUUUCCCGCAGCAGAUUAACACGUAGACGCAGUUUAAGUCGCGGAAGCGAUUUUUCGACCGGCCCCUGUUGGUACCACCGCAAAUUCGGUAGCGAGGCUAGGAAAUGCCGAAAACCAUGCACCGGCCCAGGAACAACAUCUGCACAAUAGUGUCGCUCUGCAGAUGCUGCGGUGGAGACUGGCGAACUCACCACUACAGCCGCAAUCUUUCGUUUACGAAUUGCUGAUUCAACUACGUCAACGCAAUUUUUAAUCGACACCGGCGCCGAUGUGUCUGUGGUUCCGAAAGAUAUGCUUACUGCGAGAGUAAAACCAUCCCCGAUAAAACUGUUCGCCGCGAACGGAUCGCCUAUUAAUGUGUACGGUGAAGUAUUGUUAAAGAUAUGAAACGGAAGCGCCUCAUCGAUAAUACCACCCAUCUUGAGUCCGUUGGGUUACUAGCGAAGAGUGAGCAGUGUUCGGUUAAAACUUUUAGUACAGAGUCGCCUUACGCCGAGUUGUUAGCCGAGUUUCCGAAUAUCACUCGCCUGGCGCCACCGGGUACGAUUAGCGAUGCAUCGAUUCACCAUAGAAUCGAAACGACAGGGCAACCUGUUUACGCACGCCCACGACGUCUGUCCCCGGACAAGCUUCAAGCAGCGAAGACCGAAUUUGAGCAUCUAAUGAAGCUUGGCAUAUGCCGACCAUCCAGCAGCAGUUGGGCGAGCCCACUCCACAUGGUUAAGAAAGCAGACGGUUCUUGGCGGCCGUGUGGAGACUACCGAGCACUCAACGCGCAAACCAUCCCGGAUCGCUACCCUAUACCGUACCUGCAGGACUU
This is a messenger RNA of Anopheles moucheti, 1482 nucleotides long. RefSeq lists its product as uncharacterized. The record is from RefSeq and is a predicted model, not a curated record. The coding region runs from base 30 to 812 and encodes 260 amino acids. The transcript has 2 exons. NCBI's taxonomy places the organism in Eukaryota, Metazoa, Arthropoda, Insecta, Diptera, Culicidae.